Acanthochromis polyacanthus (spiny chromis) is the source of this 1635-nucleotide messenger RNA. RefSeq names its product NADH:ubiquinone oxidoreductase subunit A6 (gene ndufa6). The coding region runs from base 35 to 421 and encodes 128 amino acids. Gene Ontology annotation, biological process: response to oxidative stress. The transcript has 3 exons. NCBI's taxonomy places the organism in Eukaryota, Metazoa, Chordata, Actinopteri, Pomacentridae. The record is from RefSeq and is a predicted model, not a curated record.
GUCAGCAGCGGAAACGGCAGCAGCAGCAGCAGACAUGGCGUCCACAGCGGCGACCCGAACGGCGGCUGCUACUGCUAAAGUAGUUAAACCCAUUUUUAGCCGGGACUUGGAUGAGGCUAAGCGCAGGGUCCGGGAACUGUACCGGGCCUGGUACCGGGAGGUCCCGAACACAGUGGCAAUGUUCCAGCUGGACAUCACAACACGUCAGGGAAGAAGCAAAGUGAGGGAGAUGUUUGACAAAAACAAACACGUCACCGACCCUCGUGUGAUUGACAUGUUAGUCAUUAAGGGGAAAAUGGAACUUCAGGAAACAAUCCACGUCUGGAAGCAGAAGACCCACGUAAUGCGCUAUUUCCAGGAGUCCGAGGAGGCUCGUCCCACCGACUUCCUGUCCAAAUUCUACCACGGCCACGACCCGUGAACUGUGUGGCUUUCAGCUGACCUCUGACCCCUUUUUGCUUGUUUCCAGUGUGACCGAUGUUCCCCUUUAUUGUAAAUACACACUUAACACUCAAAAAAGCUGUGUCUUUUUCUUCGGUUUUACUGGGAGACAUUUUAAAGGUACAGUUCCAUUUAGAAACUCCCUUUAAAGGAAUAUUCUAGUAAACCUGUUGACCUGAGAUAAAUCCACACUUGGCUCGCACACUAUAUUUAUACUUUUUAAGAUGGUGUAGGAGACUACUGGUCAAGUGUUAUAUUUACCUGAAAGUGUAUUGUGUGUGUCAGUCUUGGACACAUAAGCAAAGUAUUACAUCUUAGUUUUAUUUUAUUUUUUUACAUACAGUGCAUCAAUGUAUAGAUUACCACCAAACACACUCUUUACUGACUUUGCCCCUAACUCACACCAAAUUCCACUGAUUAUGCUCCAUAUUUUACACGUGUCAUUCCCUUUAUUAAGACUUAAGCAGUGCAUGCAAACACAGUACAACACACGCAGGUUGCGGCCGCCCCGUCUUUGUCGGUACCGGCUAAAACCCUGAAUCCAGUGCUACAGAGGCGACUUGAAAACACAGCAGAAGGAACUUCACCAAGGCAUUCAUCUGCCCACAGACACUUGGCAGCAGUAGAGACACAGCGGGGUAAUCUGUGGAGAACAGAAGGAGUGAGUGGUGACUCUGUAGAACAUUUUAAGCUACUUUAUUCCAAAUACUAACAUGUAAUGUGUUCAGCAAAAGCUUCACCAGUCACAAAAGAAAAAUAUGCUCACAAGAGCAUUACAAACUCUUUCCCUGUCUACUGCUGCAUUCAGAGCGUGAGUAAGCUGUGCCUGGGAAAUAAAUAUAUGCCAAUUACUGGUGAUCAACAACAAUAGAUAAUCAAUAUAUCAAAGCAAUAUACAAUAAAUGUAAUGUUUGAUAUGGGAUAGCAGGGAACCUGUCAUUCAUAACUGUUUCUUCCAUAUUAAUGGUGAUUAUAACUGAAUAUGUAGAACAGAAAUAGUGAUUAAAUUAGAACACCUUCCUCUGUUUAUGUGGGAUCGACUAGCUUGAUCAGUUUGUCCUGCAGUUACACCACAGGCCUAAAGUUUGGAAGCAAGAUCAAGUUUGGACAAACAAGAUCAUAGUUUCAUUGGUAAUAAACAUGAUUAUUAUAUAAAGAGUCACUCAUCAGAAUACAUGUCGACGAUAAUUAUCA